AUGCCAAUUGGUACCCGAAUUAGAGAGGGAGAACUAGCUUAUGAGAAAGACGAUUUAGCCACUGCAUUACUGAAGGCUAAUGCUGCUCUCCAAGAGAACCAUAACUCAUUCAAAGCACUUUUACUUAGAAGCCGCGUUUAUUUGAGGUCCAAAAAAUACGAUUCUGCUUUUGAGGAUGCGAACAAACUGGUUCAAAUUGCCCAAAGUAGCGGCAAACGGGAAGAUCUCGCUACUUCCUAUAAACAAAAAGCAAUUGUAUUGUAUAGACAGAAACGAGUUUCAGAGGCUAUGGAAGAGAUAUCUAAAGCUCACACCCUCAAUAACAAGGAUUCUGAGUGCCUGAUGUUCAAAUCCAUGAUCGAGAAAAAGCUUCAAACUGAUGCUCAGAUUUCUGUGAACGGGCCUGUCUCUGAUAAAGAAAAGUCCUUGCUCCAACAAGCCUCGAAACAAAAACCCAAAGUGGAUUGGUAUGAUUCCAAAGACAUGGUUAACAUCUCAAUCUACGUCAAAAAUAUACCUCCCACAACUUUGAAGAUAGAUUUCCAAAAGACAUCUGUGAGUGUGGAUUUUAAAACAAACGAGAACACCGACUUUAGUUAUGUUUUGGAUCCGCUGUAUGGCUCAAUUAUCCCCUCCAAAUCAUCGUUUAAGGUUUUUGGAACUAAAUUGGAAUUAUAUCUUGCCAAGGAAACCGAGGAGACUUGGAAGGCACUGGAAAAAAUGGAAACUAGUACAAUUUCACAGGAGACUUGUCCUAGUACUCUUGAUUAUCCAAGUUCUUCUGCAAAGAAAAUAAAUUGGUCGAAGUUCAAGGUAGAUGAUGCCGAAGAAGAUUCUAGCCAAGACCCCGACGUCUUCUUCAGGAAACUCUAUGAAGGAGCAGAUGAUGAUACGAAAAGAGCCAUGAUGAAAAGCUACUUGGAGAGCAAUGGUACGAGUCUCAGCACAGACUGGAAGGAGGUUAGUCAGAAAAAGGUUGAUAUUGCUCCUCCUGAUGGAGUGGAUAUCAAGAAUUGGUAA
This is a messenger RNA of Ogataea angusta, 1020 nucleotides long. RefSeq lists its product as uncharacterized. Gene Ontology annotation, molecular function: protein-folding chaperone binding. Gene Ontology annotation, biological process: protein stabilization. The record is from RefSeq and is a predicted model, not a curated record. The coding region runs from base 1 to 1020 and encodes 339 amino acids. NCBI's taxonomy places the organism in Eukaryota, Fungi, Ascomycota, Pichiomycetes, Pichiales, Pichiaceae. The transcript has a single exon.